This is a messenger RNA of Tricharina praecox, 973 nucleotides long. RefSeq lists its product as uncharacterized. Lineage: Eukaryota; Fungi; Ascomycota; Pezizomycetes; Pezizales; Pyronemataceae. The record is from RefSeq and is a predicted model, not a curated record. The coding region runs from base 193 to 540 and encodes 115 amino acids. The transcript has 3 exons.
GCUUGGCUUUACCAGACGAGAGACAAAUAACCACCCCCCAGCUCAGCGCGUCGAUCCCAACGCAUCCACCUUUCCUUCUUUCUCUUCCACCACUUCCACCCCACAGCAGCAACAACAACAACACUCGCAAUUCCACCAACAACCCAAUUCAUCUCAGCUUCAUUACUCAAAACCGCCCAAACAAUUACCACAAUGUCCGACAUCAAGCCUACCGAUACCGCCGUCACCGAGCAGCAAGUCCCCAACAAGGGCAAGGGCAAGGCUGUUGCUGAGCCCGUCGAGACUGAGGACGAGUCUUCCGACGAGGAGAUGGGUGCCAGUGACGAGGUCAUGGAUCUUGAAGACGUCGAGGAGGACGACCUUGCCGAGAUCGACACGUCCAACAUCAUCCAGGGUGGCCGCACCCGCGGAGCCAAGAUCGACUUCAAGGCUGUACAGGAGAACGAGAUGAUCGACGACGAUGAGGAUGAGGAUGACGACGACUUCCAGGCUCCCAAGGAGAACCACGGCGACGACGAUGUCAUGAUGGAUACCAAGUAAAGGAUCACAAAAUACCUUAGCUUUCCUCCACCUACCUACCUUCUGUAACCUCACCUAGGAGGUAAAUUCAUCAUCUCAACGGCGUUUUUUUCGUACUACUUUCCUUACAUCUUCGUGUGAGUGUGUGAGUUCGAGAGAGAGAGAGAAGAGGGGUGGGGGUUUGGCGGGAGUUUCUUUGUGUUCUGGGACUCUUCUUCGUGUAGCACGUUCAUUAGGCCUGUUAACGGAAGGGAUAAACAUCAAUCGAAAGCUGCACUCACGCUUCGACUUGUCUUGCUUGCCUGGCUUCUUUGCUUGUGAUGUAGCUCUCAUUUUUUGAUGGAUUUUUACCUUGUGUUUCCUUCGAGCUCACGUAGACAUCAUUCAGAUGUGUCGUGUAUGUACAUAGCUUUAAUAUGGAUGCGCGGCGGCAAGCAAGUAAGCAAAUAGCAGU